Messenger RNA from Dufourea novaeangliae, 1374 nucleotides. RefSeq names its product cytochrome c oxidase assembly protein COX15 homolog. Gene Ontology annotation, biological process: heme A biosynthetic process. The coding region runs from base 76 to 1374 and encodes 432 amino acids. Lineage: Eukaryota; Metazoa; Arthropoda; Insecta; Hymenoptera; Halictidae. The transcript has 6 exons. The record is from RefSeq and is a predicted model, not a curated record. Gene Ontology annotation, cellular component: mitochondrial inner membrane. Gene Ontology annotation, molecular function: oxidoreductase activity, acting on NAD(P)H, heme protein as acceptor.
UUACUCUUGUACAGAGGUACAUAUAGAAAAAAGAAAAGGUAUUCUUAUUGAACGUGAACAUAUAAUAUUGCAAUCAUGUUCAGUUUAACAAAACAUUGUGUCUCAACUGUCGGAAGAAGCAAUGCCCUACGAUUUUUACCAUUUAGACAAAGUUUGUAUAGAUAUACUCCAAAACAAACAAUUACACAGAAGGUAUUUGUAUUAAUUAAAGGAAACCCAACUUGUUUACAGAAGAAUUUACUCAAACAAAGGAACAUAAUAGUUGUAAGUCUUGCCUCAAAAUCAACCCACAAAUCAGACAAAAUUGUAGGAAAAUGGAUGUUAACUUGCAGUGGCAUGGUUUUCAUAGCUGUAGUUCUAGGGGGUAUGACAAGACUUACAGAAUCGGGUUUAUCAAUGGUUACUUGGAAAUUACUAGGCGAAAAAAUGCCUACAAGUGAAAGUGAAUGGCAUACUGAAUUCAAACGUUACAAACAAUUUCCAGAAUACAAAAUAACAAAUCACGAUAUGACAUUGGAAGAAUUUAAACGGAUUUGGUGGAUGGAAUACUUGCACAGAAUGUGGGGACGUUUGAUAGGUGCAGUAUUCAUAGUUCCUGCAACCUAUUUUUGGACGAAGGGUAUGCUAAAACCAGGAAUGAAACUCAGAGUAGCUGUUCUGGGAUCAUUAAUUGGUUUACAAGGACUAAUGGGUUGGUACAUGGUUAAAUCUGGUUUGGAGGAUCGGUUUGCAGAGCCAUCAGACGUUCCCAGAGUCUCACAGUACCGCUUGGCUGCACAUUUAGGAAUGGCAUUUAUUAUAUAUACAGGCUUCCUGUAUAAUGCUUUAGAUUAUUUACUUCCCGCGAAGCAGUUAGAUCUUAAUGCUUCGACCAUUAAUAUAAAUCAUGUAAAACAAAAACUGAAAAGAUUUAGAAUGGUAGUCCACUCGACGAAAGGAUUAGUGUUUCUGACUGCUUUGUCUGGUGCUUUUGUCGCGGGAAUGGAUGCGGGUCUUAUUUAUAAUACAUUCCCGAAAAUGGCAAAUAAAUGGAUACCGGACGAUAUACUCGCAGUAUCGCCUAAAUGGAAAAAUUUUACUGAAAAUCCAACUGCUGUACAAUUUGAUCACCGAAUUUUGGGUAUCACCACAUUGUCGCUAAUAACUUAUAUUGGAAUUGUAUCUCGUAGAUACAGACUUCCUGGAAAUGCAAAGAAAGCAGUAGCUGCGGUCCUUUGCGCUGGUUAUUUACAAGUUUUACUAGGCAUUUCAACAUUAUUAUAUCACGUGCCUUUAGCACUAGCCGCAUCUCACCAAUCUGGCAGUCUUUUUGUUUUAAGCACAAUGAUUUGGCUGUGUCACGAAUUAAAAUACUUAAAGUAUGUUGUUAAAUGA